UUGUACCCAUAGCAUAGGAACCUCUGCAAUCUGGAAGUCUUGAUUCAAACUGCAGUUCUCUAAGGCCCCCAAGCAUGAUGGGUACUUCCUGGUUCACAGUCAUUGCCAUAUUUGUGUUUUCCUCCAUUUAUUGUAUUGUUUCUCAUCCCAAACCUGAAUUAUGGUUCCAAGAACUUUUCCCCCUUAAAAUGUGUCCAGCCAAUGCCAGCGUGGAAACAUUUUAUGGCAUCAUGUUUGAUGCAGGAAGCACAGGGACACGAAUUCAUAUUUACACCUUUAUACAGAGAAGCCCAGAAUAUCCUGCAGAGUUAAAAGGGGAAGUUUUUGAAUCAGUGAAACCAGGUCUCUCAGCAUAUGCCAAUCAGCCUAAAAGGGGAGCUGAAACUAUCAGAAAAUUAUUAGAGAUGGCUAAAAAUGCUGUACCACCAGGUCACUGGAGCAAGACCCCCGUAGUAUUGAAAGCCACUGCUGGUCUACGGUUGUUAGCGGAACAGAAAGCUCAAGCUCUACUCUCACAAGUCAGAAUGGUCUUUGAGGAUUCACCAUUUUUAGUUCCUGAUAAUAGUGUUAGCAUAAUGGAUGGAUCUUAUGAAGGUAUUUUAGCCUGGAUCACUGUGAAUUUU
Molecule: messenger RNA, 623 nt
Organism: Protobothrops mucrosquamatus (brown spotted pit viper)
Lineage: Eukaryota; Metazoa; Chordata; Lepidosauria; Squamata; Viperidae
Product: ectonucleoside triphosphate diphosphohydrolase 5
Exons: 6
Biological process (GO): nucleoside diphosphate catabolic process
Cellular component (GO): membrane
Molecular function (GO): UDP phosphatase activity; GDP phosphatase activity
Source: RefSeq, a predicted model, not a curated record